UAUGACUCGACAAGCCCUGUGGGAUUUUCGUUGCAAUCCUCAGUUUCCCUACCGUUGUGCUGUAGUUACCAAGAUCGAUGGUAGUACUUCGAAAGAACUUUUGCAGCUCAGAAAAAUUGGUUAUGGAGAAGAGAGUGAAGCUCAGUCUCCACCUGUGUUAGCGUUGGUUGAGGACACAGAUGACUUUUUGUUCCGAGAAUUCAGGUCACAAGUUGUGGAGCACGCCAACAAACUUCCCAGAACUCAUUUGCCAGUGUGCGUGUUUCUUUAUUGCAAACCCACCCAAAAGCCAUUGGACUGUCAUCUGAAAGAACCGGAAGCAAGCGUUUUCCUUGAGCAGCAUCUUAGUCAGAAGGAAGUAGAUUGGUUCAAAGACAAGUGUAAAGACAUGAAACGGGAAUCCCGCAGCAAAGACCCGGAGCAUGAUUUUGAAAAUUAUGCCAAUGAAAAUUUAAUAUCUUUUAUGGUAAUGAAGGAGAAUUAUAAUCCGAAGUACACCUAUAGUGUUGUUCAGAGAAAUUUAGAUCUUGUGAUUGGGGAUGAACUAACAUUGCUGAAGUAUCUAUCCCUUCUGAACCUCUACAACCCAAACCCAGUGUUUUCCUCUUGCUUCGAUACUUUAAUGUUAUCGGAUAGCCUUCGAAAAAGAAUCUGCCGGGAUUGGGUGGAAGAUCUUACCCACUCAGCUCGAAUUUUCUUACGAGAAGUGGACUGCAGUACACAUUCUGGGUCAGGGAAGGCCAUCGCCAUUGUUCAUCCAAUUAUUGCUUGCGAGUUACUGGACCAGAUAGCGGUGAAAAACGCUUCAAGUGUGAGUAAAAUUACCUUGGACUUUUUGGAGUCGUCGUUGUUAGAAAGUCAACCGACACGGUUUACCUCCAAAAGUCUAUUUGAUGGUGCAAAUAGAAUGCUUAAGAAUCGAAAGAAGUUCGAAAACGGCGAUGACGAGCAAACAAAGUUCUCACCGUUAAUUGAGAAGAUUUUGUAUGUAAAAGACGCAGGCGAUGGUGAAAAGAAAGCAACGGAACAAAGUAUACAUGAAGCUGCAGAAGUCCUUAGGAAAGGGUUGGAUAAAUUUCAGGAUUCUAUGCUUGCUCAGCAAAUGGCGAGAGUUUUUUACGUCAACGCUGGAGCCUUUUCUGAAUCAAGAAUAGACGAGUGCUUUGACCACGCCUUAACAUUCUGUAAGAAGGCAAUUGAAAUGAAUCCAAACAAUUCUUUUUUGUUUGAUACGAUGGGCCGCAUACAUGAGGCUAAAAUGAAAAUUUUAUAUGGUCCUAUCCGCAAGGAUAAUCGUAUCAUAGAAAUAAGCACUGUCACUCCAGUCCUUCCGCUUGCUUUUGAAGCAAUGAAAUGGUUUAAAAAGUCGCAGGCAGUAUCAAUGGAUUAUCAAAACAUGUGUGGUGUCCGUGGUGAACUUUCUGUGAUCUUCUACCUGCUAGAUGUUCUUCGAUGCACAGGACUCUUCAGAGGUGAAGAAGGCUUAAAAAAGAUACAAGGGUACCUCGCUUAUCGUCAAGUUAUACCACCUGAUGUUGAUAAACCUUGGCGAGAGUUUCAUGAGGCAUUCAGAGACCUGAAAAACCGAUUUAGUAAUUGCAUGGAGGGUCUUGCGGAAGAAUUUACAAUAUACAAAGGGAAUAGUGCAGAAGCAAUACUACUCCCCAAACAAAUUGCUUGGUUCAAGGCUCAGUACCAUACUUACUUUGGGGAAGGUGACUUGAAAUGGAACCUUGACAUCCCUGAAGAACGAUGGGAGAACAGGUGGCAACAGAUCAAUCAGUAUCUUGCUGGAGAUGUAUUUUCAAGUGUAUUUAAAAUUGAUCGUGCUUUAGCUGAUGAGGAGAAGCCAGAGGAAACACUUCAGGUGCUUAACAAUUUAGCACAUGAAAAUGAUUGUGAGACCAUACACCCGGACCGGUAUAAAGAUUUACUACUCUAUAUUACAAGUUGCAUGGCUCUUCACUCUCCAUACGGAAAUCGAUCAAACAAAAAAUCAGAUUUUGCGAAGCUGAUUCAGGAAUAUAAAGAAAUCUACAAGUUUGUAGACCAGUUACUUUCAAUAGAAAUAGCUGAUGAAGGAUACAAAAGGCUUUACGCACAUCUGCUUAAGGUGAUGUUUCUUUGGCCUCGGAAAGAUUUGGAGUUAAACGACUGCCGUGUACAAGAUUUUUAUGAGGCAUUGCGAAAACUUCAGAAAAGAUGGGAAAGUAAACGUAAGAGAUGCAUUGACACGGAUAAAAUGCUGAAACAAAACGUGUACAAGUACAUGCCGUUUAAGGAAGAGACAAGACAGUAUACCACACUUUUCUAUUUGGGUAAAGGUACCGGACUUGACGUUUUUGUUCAUACAAAUGAACUUGCCCAGUCCAGUCGAGGAUCCAUAGACUGGAGAGAUCGUAGAACAAAAAGUAGACUAGAACGACUUACAGGAGUAGUGGAAAGUAGAAACAUUAUAAGAUUGAAAAACCCUCUCGAUCAGAGUCGAAUGAUCGAUGUCUAUUACUCUUCUUUUCGAGAGGGAGGAUUUUCUAAGGAAGAAGUAUCAUUCUUCUUGGGAUUCAGCUGGCAGGGACCUAUCGCGUUGGACGUUAAGUAUACAAAUUCAGAUCACGUCAAGCACUCUGCGGAAUCUAGCGAUGCAGUCUUAGGUGACCAAUUUCCGUUAAGUCUACCGAAAUAUAUUGUAACUUAUGAAGAAUACACCUCCAGGAUGGGAAAACUGCUGAAAAAGCUUGGUGAAAUAGAUUCCUUAAAAAGGAAGAAGAAAAAAGGCGACAAACUGGAUGAAAAUCAGGAAAAGAAGAUAAGCAAAGAAGUGGACUUCAAGCGACAGCUGCAAGAGUUGAAACAAAGCCUUGAUGCUCUGGGUGUCCUUGAAGAAGAAAUAAUUAACUAGGUCACAUUGUUUAUAAAAUAAAGGGACGAAGCCAGAUUCUUAUCAAGUGUUACCGUCAGCCCAUGGAAAGAAAAGUGAGAGUCGGUUCGUAAUUAAAAAAUACGAGGAUUCUGUUUCAUUAGUUAGGGUUAGAAUCAUCUUCAGACUGUUUUUAGUUUCCUCUCAUUCCAGGAUAAAACGUAAAAAAAAUCCCUAUAUUAAAUGAGGUUCGGCUUACGAACCCUGUACGAACCGGUUGCUACUUUCACUGUUUGUUCGGAUUGUACACACCGAGUUGUUCAUCGUAAGGCUGCUUUGGCAGAUCGCAUCGGUUCGCCUGCGCUGGACAGGCCCGAAAAGGUACGGAGUGGUUGGGAGAUUUCCAGCGAGAAUUUCUCCUUCUCUCGCGCCUCUUAGUCGUAAGCUAAAGGAAAUAUGCAAAGUACGGAGUGAGUAGUCCCUCUGUUUUUCUCUGUUUGGUCUUUAAUGAGCCAAAUAUGGAAAUAUAAAUAAUAGGGGGACUGAUUACAUAUACCGAAGUUCCUUGUUAAAUGUUGAGAUGCGCAAUUCGAGUAUUCAGUAGAGCUAAUGAUGUCUGACCUAGAUAGUUUGGUUUAUCAAUUGUUGGAAAAAAUUGGUAGCAAAACAGUCGAUACUUUCACGAGCGAAAAGUUUGAAGGAUUAUACCAACAUUAUGGAAGGAAGGAGCAGAGUCUUGCACAUAAAAACAUUUAGCAUCUAUUUGUAAAACACUUUAUAUUAUAUUAUGCCACAGAAAUAGUUGCCUAACUUUCUGUUCAGCCCUUAAAGGCUGGUUUUCAUUGGCGACGGAGUCGGAGUCCUAAGAGAGCUUACGAUCUAGUGAAAAUCAAAAAUCGGAG
Messenger RNA from Orbicella faveolata, 3759 nucleotides. RefSeq names its product sterile alpha motif domain-containing protein 9-like. The record is from RefSeq and is a predicted model, not a curated record. Lineage: Eukaryota; Metazoa; Cnidaria; Anthozoa; Scleractinia; Merulinidae.